This is a messenger RNA of Ilex paraguariensis (yerba mate), 831 nucleotides long. Lineage: Eukaryota; Viridiplantae; Streptophyta; Magnoliopsida; Aquifoliales; Aquifoliaceae. The record is from the annotation of a GenBank genome assembly.
AUGCACCAUGUGGGUAGUGCAGGGAACACAUCCAAUUCAGUUCGUCCUCGCAAGGAGAAGAGAUUGACUUAUGUGUUGAGCGAUGCUGAUGGCACGAAGCAUUGUGCAGGUGUAAACUGUUUGGCUUUGUUAAAGUCGUCAGUCCCUGAUGGGUGUGAUUUCCUCUUCACUGGGGGCCGGGAUGGCACACUAAAGAGAUGGGCAUUGACUGAAGCUGGUGCUACUUGCUCUGCUACAUUUGAGUCACAUAUUGAUUGGGUCAAUGAUGCUGUCCUGGCUGGUGGUAAUACACUUGUUUCCUGCUCCUCGGACACUACCGUCAAGGCAUGGAAUUGUUUGUCUGAUGGAACGUGUAUCAGGACUCUUCGUCAACAUUCUGACUAUGUUACUUGUCUUUCUGCAGCAGAAAGAAAUACCAAUAUUGUUGCCUCUGGUGGCCUUGGUGGGGAAGUUUUUAUAUGGGAUCUUGAAGCUGCCCUUGCUCCCCUCGCUAAAUCAGGUGAUGCAAUGGGAGAUGAUUAUUCAAAUGGUAUUAGUGGUUUGGGAAAUUCAAUGCCCAUGACUGGCCUGCGAACUAUUAGCUCAAGCAACAACAUUUCUUUGCACACAACCCCAUCUCAAGGAUAUGUACCUGUUGUUGCUAAAGGCCAUAAGGAAUCAGUUUAUGCAUUAGCGAUGAAUGAUGGUGGUUCCCUUCUUGUCUCUGGUGGAACUGAGAAGGUUGUGCGUGCUUGGGACCCUAGAACUGGUUCAAAGGCCAUGAAGCUUAGAGGACAUACAGAUAAUAUUAGGGCUUUGCUGCUGGAUUCGACUGGCAGGUUUGUUCAAUGA